CACAAACCAAGAACUCUCACCGACGCAUACUUGGUCACUUCUCCUGAGCGGAUGCGUCACGCUACUCUAACAACGGCGCGGAUCACCGCCUUGCAGUCCUAACCACUUUAUCAUCUUCCAUGAGCGCCCGCACGCUGCUCACCCUCCUGACGCUGGCCGUCGCAAACACAGGCCUGGCUCAGUCAACGACCGGGGUUCCCGCGGCGCCUCAAGUCUCGGCGACCCAAGCGCCAACCAGGCCCAGCCGCCCCUUCGACCCCCGCAUGCCAAUCAUGCUCUGGCAUGAUGGCGGCCAGCUUCCAUUUAUACACCCCCUCACUUCAAAUUGGACAUAUCGAAACGGGCAAGAUCCGCAGCAGCCAUGGCGCCUCGCUCCGGGCGAUACGUGGGAGGUGCAGCAAGCCGCGGACAUGUUCGAGUUCGGCUGGCGCAACUCGCUCACACAGCUGCGCACGAGCGAACCCGGGCAGGCCGUGAGUAUCCUCACGACGUGUCCGAAGUUGCGUGUGCAAGGCGAGCUGCAAUCGCCCUCCUUCACUCAGGCGGACUGGACAAUCAUCUUGAACAACGAAGUGGUCCCCCCGGAAAACUAUGUGUUCAACAGUAGCAGCGCGUUCCUCGAGGUAUCUGCGCCGCGGAAUUCGGGUGUGUUCAACGUCACGAUCCAGCUCGGGCCGACAUUCAACGGCACGCUCGGCGUCAAAGGUGUCGUAUGCACGACCAUCACCGAGAGGCCAAGCGAGCCGUCCAUCCAGAUGCUGUUUGGGCAGACGGGCAACCGCCUCUCCUUCGUUAACGGCACCGGUCCCCAGCCUGAUUUCAACAUCGACGGCACCUUCGCCGUCGAAAAUUAUGUAAUGAAAAACAAUGAGACGGUCCCGGCUCUGGUGCUCAGAGGGCAAACGACGCUGAAGUACCAGCUCCCACCAUCGCUCAGCCACUUGCAACUCCGCGGCUUCGUCGGCCCAAAUUAUGGGCGCGCCAAGAUCGCGCUCAACCCACCCCCGCCUGUCGAGCUCCCAACGGAGAUAUCCGAGUUCUCAACGAGCAAAAGCUGGUUCAGCGUAUCUUCGUUCUUCAACGUGCCUCUGGACCCCACAGCCCAGUAUACACUAAGCGUGACCACGGACGAGGCUACUGCCGGAGACGGAGUGUUCCUCGACUCUCUGACCGUGCUGUUGCGAGUUGACGAGGAUGGACCUUUCGGGCCAGCGAUGUAUCAGGACCCGCAGCCGCGCCCAAAGCGCGUGAACGUCGGUGCCAUCGUCGGAGGGGCGGUCGGCGGUGUGGUCGGCGGACUCCUUAUCGGUGCUGCAGUAUGGUACUGCAUGCGGCGGCGGCAGCGCCCUCGCGCCAUUGCCCGUGAAAGCACGGGAUACUUUGAGGUCGACGAGGCGGGGGACGCGACGCCGAGCUCGACCUCAGCCCCCAGCCCAACGGACAGCGUGCCUUCGGAGACCCUCCCGCCCGGCGCGCGCGCGCCAAGCGAGCCGGCAUGGCAUGGGCCGCGCGUCAGCAUCCCGCCCUACCUCCGCCAGCCCACCCCACGCAUUGAGACGGCCGGGCCGGUGCCCGCUGUCAUGGCUACGGACGAGUCCCCGACCCAAUCGCCGACGCGCCCCAGUCCUACGGAUACGGUGGGUUCGGACCCCGCUAAGACGCCGCGCAGGCCGCGCCGCCCGCGCCCCGUCGCGCAGCGGCCCGUCGUGCAGGAGGAUGACGGGGGAACACUGCUUCCGGAGUUUGUACCGCCACGGUAUAACCCCGAGUGGGCGUUGCGAAGGGAGGGCCAGCAAGGGGAGCAGGGAGAGCGGGGGGAUCAGUAGGGAAGUGGGACUGUAUCACGACUGCCAUGAACAAUUUGACUGUG
Molecule: messenger RNA, 1870 nt
Organism: Cutaneotrichosporon oleaginosum
Lineage: Eukaryota; Fungi; Basidiomycota; Tremellomycetes; Trichosporonales; Trichosporonaceae
Source: RefSeq, a predicted model, not a curated record